Dermacentor albipictus is the source of this 618-nucleotide messenger RNA. RefSeq names its product mite group 2 allergen-like Ixo r 2. Gene Ontology annotation, molecular function: sterol binding. The record is from RefSeq and is a predicted model, not a curated record. Gene Ontology annotation, biological process: sterol transport. NCBI's taxonomy places the organism in Eukaryota, Metazoa, Arthropoda, Arachnida, Ixodida, Ixodidae.
GGGGCUAUAUAUGAGGCCCCCCACGCCUCACCACAUCCCCGGUUUUCCAGUGACACUCGGACCCGAGCCCGUCGUUGAAGAUGAUGUUGGUGCGCGCCGCCUUCCUUCUCGUCGCCGUUGGCGUCGCUUUCGGACAGAUUAGAGAUGCCGUGUACGAGGACUGCGGUAGCACCGCUGAAAUCAUCUCGCUGCAGGUCGAGCCCUGCGACUCUGACCCGUGCGUCAUGAAGAGGGGCACCGCAGCCAGAAUUUACUUCGAAAUGAUAUCUGACCAAGACAGUGACACGGCUAAGCUGGAGGCGACAACGAAAGUGUUCGGUAUCACUCUGCCAGUGCCAGGCAUCGAAACCAACAUGUGCAAUGUAGUCAACUGCCCCAUCAAGAAGGGAAAUACCUACAAGGGCGUCUUCACCGCUCCCAUUCCAUCAUUUGCGCCCGCGGGCAAAACUCCUCUGACCAUGAAGUUGAAGGGAGACAAAGGCGUCAGCAUCUGCACCAAGUCAUUGUUGGUCCUCGUGUGAUCUUCUUGGGUAUAUAACGCUGACUGAUGCAAAGGACCUAAAUUAACAGUAAAUAAAAAUAAGAUAAAAGCAAAAGUACAACAAGCUCAGACGUUUC